AGCUUUGGGUAAACCUAGAAACACGGAGCCUUCCUAGGGCUUUGAAUAAACCUAGAAAGACGGUAAAGUGAAAAAAAAAUGUAUUUUAAUUUUAAGCAACAUUUUAUAUUACCUUAUGAGUUUCAAUAUAUUUAUGCCAAACGACCAUUAUGCCAAACGGCCAUUAUGCCAAAUGACCAUUAUGCCAAAUGAUUUUAUGCCAAAUGAUUUUAUGCCAAACGGCGUUAUGCCAAAUGACUUUAGGCCAAACGGCGUAGGACCAUAUCAAAGGACUGUCAGAAGUUGAGGCACUCAAGAUUCAAUAGUGCUACUUCUCCACAGCGUCUGUCCCAAUAUCGAAAACCAAUUUAACCACACAUCUUCUCAGUUGCUAGUGAAAACGCAUAUAGAAGCGCAACAUACUUUCGGAUCAAAAUCAACUGUUACGGCAUCAGCGAACGCGCCUUCGCUACCAAGAAGACCCCACCAACAACUGACGUCAAUGCUGACUAAAGAGAAGCCUUCCGGUAAAGAAAAAAAUAAACGUAGAAAGAAGACAUACUAGUUUACAAACGGAUCCUUGAUUACACAUGGUGGAACGUUUAGUGACAUACGACAGUUAGUGUAGACGGUUUCAUUUCUCCAAAAUUGAUUUAUUUGCUAAAACUAGUGAACAACUAUCUACAGUUUGUCAUCACAGUUUGUAUCACCAUUCACUGUCGCAGUUCGAUCAUAAAGUCACUAUCACAGCUUGUUACGAAAAGACCUUAUACUUACGAAUCUAAAACACCGAUCAGUACACGAUACUACCGUUGAGGACUUGAACCCCGGCAACAAGACCAUUAUAUUUACCAUAGCGCAGGCACUAAACGUUAAAUUUAACAAUCAAAUAAAUUGUUUAAAUCUACGGAAGCCUUAUAUCUUGUCGCCGAAUCGGGAACAAAUUAAAUUUAACGUUUAAUCGGAAUGUCGGAAACUGGCGUAUCGAGUAGUCCGAAAAGGAGUAACGUUACUGAUGGUGAAAGCUGCGGUCUUUGUCGAGGCGUUGAUACCAGUAGAAUGGUUCAAUGUGACGAGUGCGACAAAUGGUUCCACUACGACUGCGUGAAUGUGGACGAUAGCAUCGAGCAUAAGGACUGGAGUUGUAACUCUUGUGUGAGAAAAUCUCUAGAGCGGGAAAAGAGCGUCUUGAAGGAACAAACGGAAGAACUUCGACGGAAGCAAGAGCUAUGGAAACAGAGUCAGCAACAAAUGCAGCCAGAACAUACAGCUAAGCGGUCCGAAAAACCUGAAAUGGAACAGCAGAAACCAGUAGAGUCCGGGCAAGAGCAGUUGCAAUGGCAUAAACACCAGCAGCCGAGUACUUCGCGAGAGCAGUAUCCUGAAAGACAUGAAAUUAAUCAACAAUCACCGAUAACAAACACUGGAGCAAUUCCGAAACGCUUUAAUCAUCCAUCAAUCCCAGAAGUACAGCGGAAGCAACAGGGUGCGGAACCGUUGGCUAGUUCCACAGCUCGGAUGGCAACGAAUUCAAGGUGUAGCUAUAAGUGUCCAUCGAAGACUUCUAGGAAAAGAGUGAAAAUACAAGAGUUUCAAUCGAAGGCACUGAAAGCGAGGCAAUCGUUAGAGAAAAGACAGUUGGAAGAAUGUCUUGAACUUGAGCGGCAAAUGCUAGAGCUGGAAGAUUCUGAUGCCGACACUACGACGGAUAUGGACAAAGUUCAAGAGUGGCUGGGCAGCACGGACAUAUUUGAGGAACCGAAUUUGAAACCCGUAAAUGAAACAUUGUUACCUGGAUACACCGAAACCCCUCCGAAAACAGGAUCAGUGUUGAAGAACAAUCAAAUUAUGCGGACUGAAAGACCAGAUAAUGAAAUUCCAGUAACCUCUUUUCAUUUACCUGCUUCGAUGUCCACACCACACAGGAGUGAACUACCCCGGAAUCUUCGAGAUGAAAAUAACGGUUACCGGAAUGAACCAUUAAACAACAGUAACUUAGCAGCACGACAAACAGUUAAAGAUCUUCCUAGAUUUGGAGGAGAUCCGGAAGACUGGCCACGAUUUAUUGCGGCGUUUGAAAGAACCUCAAGAAUGUGUGCUUUCAGGAACGACGAACUGCUUGACCGAUUAGAAAGAUGCUUAUAUGAUCGGGCGUUCAGCGCCGUUAAGUGUCUUCUUUUGCACCCCGACAACGUUCCGAUUGUCAUAAACCGUUUGAAAACAUUGUUUGGAAACCCAGAUUCAAUCGUGGAUACUAUGGUGAAACGGGUCAAACAAAUGCCAAUACCGGAUGCCGACAAGUUGGAGACCAUGAUAGAUUUCGGAGUGGCAGUUCAGAAUUUGUGUGCUACUAUCCAGGCAUGUCGACUGGAUGAAUGCAUGUACGACCUCACCUUGCUACAAGAACUUGUGGAAAUGCUUCCAACACCGAUAAAAAUGAAAUGGGCCUAUCACCUACAAAAACACGGUGCCGCUACGCUACUAGAGUUUAAUGGGUGGAUCGGCAGAAUGGUGGAAGCCUUCAGCAAGGUUACACGGCCACGGGUUUCGAGAAAAGGCCAAAGCAAACCGAAAAGAGACGAAGUUUUUUUACACGUACAUACUGAUGAACAUUCAGAAGAUACCAUCCGGAGAACAUGUCUGGCAUGCAAUGAAGACUGCAACAAUCUGGAGCAGUGUAGACGGUUCCAGCUUAUGACCAUCGGAGCGCGCUGGUCACUGAUUAAAGAUAACAAUAUCUGUCGCAAAUGCCUAACUAAGCAUUCCAAGCCUUGCGAAAGAAAACCCUGCAACAAAAACGGAUGCAACUUUCUACACCACUGUUUACUACACGACGACAAAAAACAUAAAAGCUCAUCGUCUAUCGACAAUCCUGCACAGAACGCUUCUUGUAAUACGCAUCAUUGUCCGCUUGGAGGGGUCCUUCUAAAGUAUAUUCCGGUUACUCUACACGGCAAAGGGCGAUCUAUUUCUACGUUUGCGUUUUUUGAUGGGGGCUCAACAUGCACGUUGAUGGAACACGACCUGUGGAAAGAACUGGAUUUAAAUGGUGAAAAUUAUCCCCUGUGUAUCAACUGGACUGCUGGACAUGGCCGAUAUAAAGCUGAUUCGGUGAAAUGCUCACUAGAUAUUGCUGGUUAUCAACAAGGCGAAAGGUACCAUCUCUCCAAAGUGCACACCGUUCAAAGUUUAGAUCUCCCAGCCCAGUCAAUGUCCGUAGAUGACAAAACACUUCCGGUAUCUUUCGAAUAUUCCCAUUGAGUCCUAUAGCAACAUCAAGCCACAGAUUCUUUUAGGCAUGGAUAACAUACGCCUCGAAUAUCCAUUGACCUCUAGAGAAGGGCUCGAAAAUCAGCCCACGGCUGUUCUAACCCGUCUCGGUUGGGUGGUCUACGGACCUUGUUCAAUAGAUGAGCACAAGAUUGGAACUGCGAAGGAAGCUUUCAGCUACCAUAUAUGUCAGUGCGACGAGCUUUCAAAAGCAUGUAGAGAAUUUAUUGCUACGGACAACAUUGGUACACAGGCAAACGCAAAACGUCUCGUUUCGAAGGAUGAUGAACGAGCAUUACAGAUGCUAGAGUCGAAUACAGUUCAGAAAGGAAUGCGGUAUGAAACCGGGUUACUAUGGCGGUAUGAUGACGUACAACUACCGAGUAGUAAACCCAUGGCUCUGAAACGCCAUCAGUGCUUGCAAAGACGGAUGAACCGGGAACCGGAAUUGGCAAACGCGGUGUACCUGAAGCUUCAAGAAUACGCUUCUAAAGAUUACAUCCGCAAGUUGUCCGCCGAAGAGGAAUUCGAGCACACCGGCAAAACGUGGUAUCUUCCCAUCUACCCAGUUUUUAACCCGAACAAACCAGGGAAGCUAAGAAUCGUCUGGGAUGCUGCAGCUAUGGUUCAAGGUGUUUCUUUAAAUUCAUAUCUCCUUAAAGGACCUGAUCAAGUUACACCACUGCCACAUGUGCUCCAUCGAUUCUGCGAAUACUUGUGGGCAGUCUCCGGUGACAUUCGCGAAAUGUUUCACCAGAUCUUGAUUCAGAACAGCGAUCAGCACUGUCAAAGAUUUCUGUGGAACGACGGAAUACAGGGUGGAGAUCCAUCAACUUACGUCAUGAACGUUAUGACGUUCGGUGCAAGCUGCUCACCUAGUAGCGCACAGUUCGUCAAAAAUUAAAAUGCCGAACGAUUUGUCGAUCGACUUCCAGAGGCAGUCUUCGCUAUUCGCUUCGGAACAUACGUGGAUGAUAUGCUGUUUAGCUUGGAAUCAGAAAAUGAUGCCAUUAAGCUAGCUAAAGAUGUCCGAAGCAUUCACGCAGAAGGAGGGUUCGAAAUACGUGGAUGGCUGUCAAAUUCAAAAAAGUUAUUAGCUGAAUUGGGAGAGCGGGACGAAACCAUAAAAAACAUGAACCUGAACAGUAGCCUAGCCACGGAAAAGGUUCUCGGAAUGUGGUGGGAUACGAACAAAGAUGUUUUCACGUUCAAAAUCCCAAAACGGUGCAAACGGGAACUACUGCUUGGUCAAGAAGUCCCAACAAAACGCGAGGUUUUACGAGUCCUGAUGUUGAUUUAUGACCCUCUUGGGCUGAUUGCAAAUUUCUUAAUGUAUCUCAAGGUUUUACUCCAAGAGAUCUGGCGAGAGGGGACAAAAUGGGAUGACCCAAUAAACCACCAACAUUUUGCAAAAUGGCAAACCUGGCUUAAAGUCCUUGAGCAAGUAGAAACAGUUUCGAUACCACGGUGUUACAGGCGGACAACCACGCUAUCAGAGAAAACACAGAUCCAGCUGCAUGUUUUUGUCGACGCUAGCGAAAAAGGAUAUGCUGCCGUGGCAUAUUUACGUUUUGAAACAGGCCAACACAUCGAAUGCGCAUUUGUUACCGCCAAAACUCGCGUAGCCCCAUUAAAAUACGUAUCAAUUCCACGUCUUGAGCUCCAGGCGGCCGUGAUUGGCGUCAGACUCGCCAACGACAUCAGAGAAAGCCACAGAAUUCCUAUCAAAAAUCUUUUUUUUUUUGGUCUGAUUCAAGGGACGUGAUUUGCUGGCUCAGGUCGGACCACCGAAAAUAUAGCAGGUACGUAGGCGCGAGAGUUAGUGAAAUUCUUGAAAACACCGAACUUAAUGAAUGGAACUGGGUUCCUACAAAGAUGAAUGUAGCCGACGAAGGAACAAAUGGCAGAAGAUUCCAGAAUUUACAGCGUGCAUCCGAUGGUUUAGAGGCCCAGAGUUUAUCUGGAACAAACAAGAACAGUGGCCGCUGCAAACUCACCAGUAUGAACUAACUACCACUGAAAUGUUGCAAUCCGUGAAUGUACAUACUAUACAGGAACCCCUCAUGAACUUCGCAAAGUUUUCUAAAUGGUGGACCGUCGUGCGUGUCUAUGCAUUUGUUUUACGUUUCAUUCGAAACUAUCUGGCAAAAUCGAAGCCUCAAAACCGCACAACUGGAGUCCUUAAACAAGUUGAACUUCGAGAAGCGGAGAAUCACAUAUAUAAACUCGUUCAAAGGGAAGUGUUUCCGGAAGAGAUCGAUAUCCUAUCAAAGCCCAAUCGGAUGGAAGCUCGAGUUUCCAAAAGCAGCUCACUCUAUGGACUUUCACCCUUCCUGGAUAAUAAUGGGAUAUUACACAUGCGUGGGAGAAUUGCGGCAUGUAAAUUCAUUCCUCCUACAACCGCUCAUCCAAUCGUGUUACCCAAAGAACACCCAGUAACAGCACUUAUCGUAAUGUCUUGUCAUGAGCACUAUCGUCACACGAACCACGAAGCAGUCGUUAAUGAGCUCAGGCAGAAGUAUCAAAUCCCAAAACUUCGAAGAGUAUGUGAGAAACUGCGCAAAACGUGUCAAUGGUGCAAAAAUGUUAAGGCCCAACCGCAGCCUCCAAUGAUGGCAGACUUGCCACCAGCCCGACUUUCAGCGUAUUCUAGGCCAUUUUCGUACGUUGGCAUUGAUUAUUUCGGCCCAAUGCAGGUUACCAUUGGAAGGCGAACUGAAAAACGAUGGGGCGUACUCAUUACAUGCUUGGUAGUUAGAGCAGUACAUAUAGAGCUAGCUCACUCCCUUACAUCUAGCUCUUGCAUAAUGGCGAUACGAAACUUCAUAGCCCGACGAGGAACUCCAAUAGAGAUCUUCAGUGACCGU
Molecule: messenger RNA, 6116 nt
Organism: Uranotaenia lowii
Lineage: Eukaryota; Metazoa; Arthropoda; Insecta; Diptera; Culicidae
Exons: 2
Coding region: 946-3240 (764 amino acids)
Source: RefSeq, a predicted model, not a curated record